Messenger RNA from Guillardia theta CCMP2712, 879 nucleotides. RefSeq lists its product as hypothetical. Bases 1 to 879 code for a protein of 292 amino acids. The record is from RefSeq and is a predicted model, not a curated record. Lineage: Eukaryota; Cryptophyceae; Pyrenomonadales; Geminigeraceae. The transcript has 2 exons. Gene Ontology annotation, molecular function: protein binding; endopeptidase activity.
AUGAUCCAGACAUCAAAGCAGUUUCAAUCGUCUCAUGCAGACAAGCAUGUAUCUCUGAAGACAGGCAUUGGCUUGAAGUUGGGUGAAGUCGACAACGAUGUAUUCGUGACGCAGAUUGUGGUGGGAGGGCCAUGCUUCUACGACGAGCGAGUGAAUGUAGGCGACCACCUCAUGUCUAUCGACGGUGUAGAUGUCUCCAAGCUGUCAAAGAACGACAUCCAGCAGAUGAUGGUGGGGCAUGUCGGGACGAUGGUGAAGCUGGGGCUAGCUCGUAGAGUUGACGACAUCAAUGUGUACAAUUUCAUCGUCGAGAUUCAGCGGUCGCACCUCAAGGAGCCCAAGGGAAGCAUCAUCAAAGUCAAGGGCAGCCUUGGACUCUCUCUGCAGCACAUGCCCGACUUCACCUUUGAAGUCGCAGCCAUCCCGGACGACUCGCCGCUCGCUCGCAACGGCAUUCUCCAUCGGCGAGAUCGCAUCUGGUCCGUCAAUGGCGUCACGCUCGACCAGAUGCGACGCUGCGAUGCUUCAGAGCUGUUCCGCAACCCCGGAGGAGCAGCCAUGAAGCUCAUCGUGCUCAGGGGAGGGGCAGUGAUCAACCUGAACAUCGACGAGGAGUCGUUCAACAUAUCUUCCGUGGAGUCUAAAGUUGUCCUAUCUCCUAUCUGCAAGUCCAACCGACUUGGGCUGAGGAUGGAGGCGCAUGUCGAGGAAGGGACAGUCAAGAUCGUGUCUGUGGAGAGGGAUGGGCCGGCAGACAAAACGAGGAUGCUCCAAAAUGGGGACGAGAUCGUUGCGGUAAACGGACAUUCCAUCAUAGAAGAGACCAUGGACAAGAAGCUGAAACUCGAUGAGCUCGUAGUGUUAUUGGAAACAGCGUGA